AUGCCUUCCCCGACCCCAUCGCCUUAUGAAGUGACUAAACUUUCAAUUAUCACCUCUCAUCCCGUCAACCGCGGCGCUCCGGAUCAGUUGGAUAAAUUGUUGUCAUCAGGAGCUGAUCCCAACUACCUGCCAGGAAAAGCUAGCCAAUUGCUCUCCGAGACUGAGCCAGACUGGGCUUAUCAGGGCCCGCCGCCGCAGUUUGAACUGCAUGGUGAACAAUGGCUCCCUCCCCUUUACUCUGCCGCCUAUGCCAGAAAUGCAAGCCAACAGAGCAAGGACGAAAACUUCCGAAUGGUCACCUCUCUGCUUAAGCACGGAGCCGACCCGUUUUUGGAAUUUCCCCAAGCUUUAUACCACCCCCCUCGCGAUUCGCACCCCCGAGCACCCUUCCCUGGUGAAGAUCCCCCACGAAGGGCGAUUCCGGACGUUUCAAGCGAAGUAGAGUGGGAUGACUUGGGCGAUAAAAUGGUGCACAAUUCGGACGACGACAUUGAAGACGAGGAGGCACCGCAUCGACCGGGUGUCAGGCAUGUUCUCCAUGCCAUUAUCGAAGACAGCGGCCGCUUCAAGCCAUUUAUGGACUUCCCUGGGUUUCUGGAGUCAUUGAACAUUGAGCACCGUGAUCCGCAAGGCCGUACGCCUUUACUGAGUGCUUGCCGAAGUGCUCUUGGUGCAGAUGCUCGUGCUGGGACUGGAUUAGCUGAUCUUUCAUGGAACUCGGAUGUUGGAGGUUUUGACAGCAACCCAUAUCCAGAAUGGGAUCUAGACUCCGGCCCUACAGACUGGGACUAUCCAGAUCCCGGGACCGAGACACUCGUUGAUGUCUUUCUCCUGCUCGGAGCUAACCCUCUCGCGGUAGACCAUCAAGGCAAGAACGCAUUGCACCAUCUUCUCGUUGAAGAGCAAAAUAACCAGAACGCACGCUUCCAUAGCCUUGCAGUUGUUCGUCGCACCCUGCGUAUCCUUUCUUCCAGGUACCCUUCGCUGGUCAGCCAACCUGAUCAGCACGGGACAUAUCCUUUACACGCUGCUCUUCGACGAAUGCGGCUUCACCCAAAGCGUAACUUGUAUAUCGACAUGGCAGAGUUACAAGGCUGCUUGCUUGAAUUGCUGCAUGCCGGUGCUGAUCCACGAGUCAAGUGA
Molecule: messenger RNA, 1143 nt
Organism: Ilyonectria robusta
Lineage: Eukaryota; Fungi; Ascomycota; Sordariomycetes; Hypocreales; Nectriaceae
Exons: 1
Coding region: 1-1143 (380 amino acids)
Source: RefSeq, a predicted model, not a curated record